AGAGGUACAAGAAUCCGAAGGGGUGCAAAACUGCACCCCGCCCGGCUCACCGCUCCCAUCCCGCAGCUCUUCUUAGGCGGCGUGGGCACUAUGGCGGUGACGGUGAAGGUGGCCAGCCAGGCCAAGUGGGAGCCUGGCAUGCAGGAGUCCGACCUCAUGGACGCGCUCCCAGAUGGCAAGAGCCGAGUAGACCAGGAGACCGAAGGCAUCAUGCUGGUCUCCCUGGGCUGCUUCUGCGGGCCGAAGCUCUCCUUCAAGAACAUCGGCCGGGGAGCAGAGACCUUGCCAUUUGACUGGAUGCGGACACGCCACGAGGGCUUGGUGCACUUUCUGCAGAACGGCUGGGACGAGCGCACAAACUUCAAUGGCUUCUUUGAAUUCACCUCCAAGAAGGCUCGGCUGGGCUUGGACCGGGGUGAUUGCAGUAUGGCGUUCUCAAGAGGCUUGCAGCCGGCUUCUUGGUGCUUCAUGCUGCCCAGAGAGCGCCAGGUGGUGCCCGGAUGUCAGAUGACAACGUAUCGCGACUACUUCCACUCCUUCUGGCAUGACGAUCCCACUGACCCUGGCAUGCAUGAGAGAUACAAGCGCCGUAUCAAGCGCUUCAACUCCAUCGAUGCGAGAUCUGAAGCUGUGCUCUUCGUCCGAACCAUCCCUUCGACAUCGGAGCUGGACCAAGUUCCGGAGCUGCUGAACUUGCUGAUGAAGCGGCAUGGGCCGCAAUCGAUCCUGCUGUUGAUCAUUGACUUUCAGCACACGGUUUCUGGGGCUGCUGUUGUGCAAGGAAUGGACAACAUCAUGGUGCACUUCCUGGCUGGAAGCAAGCAUGUCAACCAGGAGGGCCUGCCCGCCCCGCCGUACGGCGAGGCGGUGAAUUUAGCCUUGGACUGGAUCGUGGGGCGGCCGGUCUCUGUCAUGCAAUUCGAUAGCUGGGAGAGGAUAAUUCGAUGUGCAGAUGCAACUGACUGGGGCCUGGGCGGCCUCGGAGGGCUCUACGCCUUUGAGCUCACCAAGGAGCCGCCGAAGGAGGAGCCCCCUGAGGCGGUGCCGGAGCCUUUGCCACAGCUGCCAGCGCUGCCGUCGGCGGAGCUCCAGCGCUACUUCGCCCCCAAGACGUUGGCCCACAUCGGCCGGGUACGAGUGGUGCCUUUGGGAUUCAGCGGCCUGGUGAAGGCGACGGUGCUGGCGAUGGGGUUACCCACCGAAGAGCUGCCCUUCGACUGGCUGCAGAUCAGCGACGCGGGGUUGCUGCACUUUUUGCGGAAGGGCUUCGAGGCCCCGAUCCGGGAAGGGCUGGGGGCCGGGGGCCAGCGGCCCAUGGAGAAGCGAGGCUUCUUUGACUUUGCCACCAGGAGAGAAGUGCCCGGCACCUCAUUGAUGAUGUGUCGGUCGCAUCUGCACUCCUUCUGGCAUGACGAUCCUGCGGACCCAAAGGUCCGCAGCAAAUUCGAGCAGCAGUUCGAGCGCUUCAACGUGCUAGGGAAGUCUGGGGACACCCUGCUGUUUGUCCGGGCGGUUGCGACCACCUACGAGCUUGGCCGAGCUUGGGAGCUCAGCCAGGCGUUGUCCAAGAAGUUCGGCCAGCAGGCAGUGCUUGUGAUCAUUUGCGACUUUCAGAGUUCGUCCACGGGUCCGAUGAUGGUCGAGAACGUGGAUGACAUCAUGGUCUACUUCCUUGAGGCUGAAGCCCACAAGGACCAGGCGCCUUACCGGAAGCCCAUCCUCAUGGGGCUCCACUGGCUGUCAGGCAAGGAGCUCCCGAUGAGCAUUGCAGCCGACUUCAAGGCCUUACAAGCAUGCGCGAAUCCGACCUCUUGGGGCUUGACAGGUCUCGGUCGGCUACAUGCCGUGGAGGGCCUGUCCGAGCCCACGUCGCCCUCCUCGCCGGGCCUGGAGCUGACGCCGGGCCCGCAGAACCAGUGGCUGAUGGACGCCAAGUUCGAGGCCGACAAGGAACUUUGAGGCUGAAGUACUUCUGAGCCAUCUUGGCAGAUGCACUUUUAGGGACCCUGUCGAGUGAUUGGUUUCAAUGUGGAUUCAGCUUUGUCACCAUCUGAAAUAUCAGAUUCGAUGCGCAUGAUCAAACAGUGU
Effrenium voratum is the source of this 2088-nucleotide messenger RNA. Lineage: Eukaryota; Dinophyceae; Suessiales; Symbiodiniaceae. The record is from the annotation of a GenBank genome assembly.